Messenger RNA from Biomphalaria glabrata, 2021 nucleotides. Its product is annotated as NEDD8-activating enzyme E1 catalytic subunit-like. Gene Ontology annotation, biological process: protein neddylation. The record is from RefSeq and is a predicted model, not a curated record. The transcript is spliced from 16 exons. Gene Ontology annotation, cellular component: cytoplasm; nucleus. Lineage: Eukaryota; Metazoa; Mollusca; Gastropoda; Planorbidae. Bases 171 to 1490 code for a protein of 439 amino acids. Gene Ontology annotation, molecular function: NEDD8 activating enzyme activity.
CAGUUACAGUGUAGAUCUGUAGGAGCAAAUUCUAGAGAUUGGAUCUUGAGUCACCUUUCGGACAACAUUGAUUAAUAUUACGAUACUUUUUCGUAAUUUUUUUAGUUCUAGAGUCUAGUUUUUGUUAGCUUUUAUUGAAAUUAUAUAAUCUAGAUUCUAGGAUUCUCUAAAUGGAAACAGAGUGGCCAGGACGAUGGGAUCAUAUACAAAAAAUUUUGUUACGGACAGGUCCUUUUGCACAUCCCAGUUUUGAGCCUUCUCCAGAGGUCCUGUCAUUUUUAAAAGAAACAUGUAAAAUAUUAGUUAUUGGAGCUGGAGGCUUAGGCUGUGAAUUACUUAAAGAUCUGGCCUUGAUGGGUUUCAGAGAUAUUCAUGUAAUUGACAUGGACACUAUAGAUGUCUCUAAUUUAAAUAGACAGUUUCUCUUUAGGGCAAAAGAUGUUGGCAAAGCUAAGGCUGACGUUGCUGCAGCGUUUAUCAACACUCGGAUCCCAGGUGCUAAAGUAACUCCACAUUUUGCUAAAAUUCAAGAUUUUGAUGAAGAUUUUUAUAGAGAUUUUCACAUUGUUGUGUGUGGUUUAGAUUCUAUCAUAGCUAGACGAUGGAUUAACGGAAUGUUGAUAAGCAUGCUUAAGUAUGAAAAUGGUGCGUUGGAUCAAUCCAGUGUUAUUCCGAUGGUAGAUGGUGGAACAGAAGGUUUCAAAGGGAAUGCCCGAGUUAUUUUGCCUGGAAUUACUGCCUGUGUGGAGUGUACACUUGGACUUUACCCACCACAGGUGAACUUCCCACUGUGUACAAUAGCUCACACCCCGCGACUGCCAGAACACUGCAUAGAAUUUGUCAGGAUACUUUUAUGGCCAAAAGAAGAGCCUUUUGGAGCUGGUGUAGCAAUAGAUGGCGAUGACCCCAACCAUAUCAAGUGGAUACUAGAAAAGUCCCAGGAAAGAGCCAGUCAGUAUAACAUUUCAGGAGUCAACUAUAGACUUACACAAGGUGUAGUAAAGCGUAUCAUGCCUGCAGUAGCAUCCACCAAUGCAGUCAUUUCAGCUGUUUGUGCUACUGAAGUUUUCAAGCUAGCAACAAGCUGUUGUCUGCCCCUAAAUAAUUAUAUGAACUUCAAUGACACGAAAGGAGUUUACACCUAUACUUUUGAGGCCGAGAAAUCUGAAGGAUGUCUUGCCUGCAGUGACAGACCUCAGGUACUGAACUUCACUGAGACAGAUAAACUUCAAGAUAUUAUCAACCAUCUGCAGGAGAAUGCUACUUACCAGAUGAAGUCUCCAGGAGUAACUACAAGUAUGGAUGGUAAAAACAAAACACUCUACAUGCAGACUGUCAAAUCAAUAGAGGAGAAGACUCGGGAAAAUUUGAAGAAGUCAUUGAAAGAGUUGGGCUUGAUGGAUAAACAAGAGUUGUAUGUAGCAGAUGUGACCACUCCAAAUACACUUACAUUCCAGCUGCAGCUGGGCACCAAGAUGGAAAACUCAUAGCGCUAACAAAAAUGACUUACAGUCCAAACAUCUAGACCAGAGACUCAGAAAUAGUUUUAAUAAAUUGCCUUCUGUGCAUACCACGCUCAUGUUAGUUUGAUACCAUAUAAAAGAAACGGUACUUUCUUAAGAAUAAAAUAAUGUAUCUGCCCAAUUUGGGCUUGAGACUUAAAACUGAAGUUUACUUUUCAUUUCUAUGUGAUAUCUAUAUUAACAUUAAAUAUGUAUGAGGAUUGAGAUAAGCAAAAUAUGGCAUAUACUAUCUUUUCUUUGUAACUUAUUGAAACAUAAGUAAAGGUGUCUGUCAUUUUUUAAAAAAUAUUUUGCAUUGACUUUCAGAAUUAAUUUAAGAUUAACCUCAGUUUAAGUCCAUUUGUCCUUCAUGAUUGCUGUUCGUCAGUGAUAAAAUUGUAAGGAGCUCAUAAGAUUGUUAUUAAAAUUAUGUAAAAAGGUAUUAAGAUAGUGACAUUGUACUUAUUUUAUAAGAAUAUUUGUUUAAUGAUUGGAAAAGUUGUAUUAAUAAAAAUCUAU